AUGAUCUUGCUUUCUUUGGCCUUUUUGGUGGUGCUGCUACCAUGGGCUUCCUCCAGCUUCAACAGCUUUGAUGAGGGAUCGGCUCCCAAUGAACUAGAUAGACCAACCAACUGCAACUGUGGAGGAAAGCUUCGUGCAUCCAUAGACAACUCAGGGCCAGAAGUUGAAGUUACGUGCAAUAUUUCGAAGGGCGACAGUAAAUGCGGGAAACGUUGGCUACGUGGCAAGACACGACAUAAGAUAGCAAGAGCCAUCGAAGAGAAGUCAGCUCAUAUAUAUAGAGCCCAAAGGGCUAACAAGGAAAUGUGUCCGGGAGAUGCGGAACCACCAAAUCUAUACUCAUCUCCUGUACUGAGAAAAGCGAAAUCGGAGUAUAUAUCUAGCCAAUAUCUUGAUAAAGAUCCAGUGAAAUCUAUAUUUCUCUCGAAACAAACAACAGGGGCCAACAUCAUCCAAAAUAUUGGCCUGGAUCCCUUUUAUGUUCAUUACUGGACAAGCCAUCAAACGAGUAUAUACAAAAAAUAUUGCUCAAAAUUCACGAGUUGUUUGUACAUUGAUGCCACAGGAGGAGUAGUGAGAAAAAUAAAGAAAGCGGAUGGUUCAAAAACAGGAAAUAUCUUUCUCUAUCAUUCAAUCAUCCGGCUUCCAAGUGGACAAUUUUCAGUGUGCCAGAUGUUGAGUGAGGUUCACAACACGAACGCAAUCAAUUAUUGGCUCACUGAAUGGACACGUUCUGGUGCACCUAUCCCGAAAGAAGUAGUGACUGAUGCUUCUAGGGCUCUUUUAUCAGCAACUAUUCGAGCCUUCACCAACUGCAAAUCAAUCGGAGAAUAUGCAGAUAGUUUAUGGCAUAAACCAUCUGCAUGUUACAUCCGGAUAGAUGUGGCUCAUUUUAUCAAAAUAUACGCAUCUUUGGUGAAGGACUUGCCUAGGCGCGUCCGAGUUUUCUAUUUAGGAUCCAUAGGCCAACUCAUCCUGUCUAAAUCAUUGAAGGAGGCUGAGAAGAUCUUGGGAUCCAUCUUGCUGGUAUCUCAAUGUGAGACUGAGGGAUACUUACCAUCUGGAGAACCUUGCAAAUCAGAGGCAGCAAAAUAUUUCUUGAAAGAAAUCAUUACAAGCUCAGAAGAGAUUGACCAAGCUGCAGAUUCUGAAUUCAUUUCUGAAAAUUUGCCACAAGAUGAAGAUUUUACUGUGAAUGAUGGCAACAGUAAUAUUUGGUGUCAAUGGGGAGAAGUCAUCGACAAGAGGGUUCAAACUGCGAGAGCAGAAAUUGGUGACAGAGAGAAUGCACACUUUUUCCCAGCACUAUCAAAGAAGCUAAUGAAUGAUCUUUAUUACUUCCCAAUGUGGUCUUGUGUGGUUCAAAAUCAGUUUGGUUAUGGUCGUAUACCAGCAUCUAGCGCCUCUGUUGAAGGAGAAUUCAACAAAAUUAAAACACAUUUGUUGUCGGGUGUAACUGGUUCUCUACGUGCUGACGUAUUCGUCAAUAGACAUGUAGAUUAUCUCAGUGGUCGUAUGAAAAUAAUUCAAUCGAAAAUGGACAACGACGAUAAUGCGAUAGAGGAACUCAGUCGUGAACAUUCAUCAGUUACCGAGUCAGUAACUAACAUCUACUGUACAAGUGCAACGCAUGCGUCUGACGCCAUUUCGGUGGACAGAGAAGAAAUAGCAGUGGAAGCCUCAAAUUCUUUGUGCCCUGCUUGUCAGAAUGAGGACAAACCCUCUGGGGCACAUAAGUGUGUAGUGUGUUUGAAACAAAUUCAUGCGUUGGAUAGUUGUUCUAUCCCCUAUAAAGGCAGUGGGGAAGGUUAUGGCCAAAAGAGAAUUUGCCUCGAAUGCAAUAAUGUAGGUGGGACUUCUGUUAUCUUGGCCUCUAGAGAAGAGGAGAAUUGGAGGGGUUUGGCUAAAUCCUCCAAUCCCAGAAGAGCUGCAAAAUAUUUGCAGAAGAAUAAUUACAAUUUGAACGAGCAGUUGACAAGCGACGCCAACAGGAAAUUGCUCGUUAUCAAGAAUGGUAGCAACCUUGCUUUGAGUCCAAUUGUAUUAGGAGGUAGGAAUGUGUACGUUAUGAAGUUAACGGAUAUACCAGUUUACUUCAAGAAUCCCUUGAACGAUAAGGAGCAGUACCAGCUGGUAGGACUUGUGAACUAUACUCCACCUCCACCCAAGAGAAGGUCUUCAGAAAAUCAAGGAAUCGGCCAUUCAACAGCCUACUGCCUUCGAGGGGGUUAUCAGUGGGUGGAGUAUGAUGAUCUGAAGAAGAAUGAAAGGAAUAAAAAAUCCAAUGUAUAUGUGCAACCAGUUCUCCUGGUAUUUGUUAGAAAUAAAAUAUAA
Messenger RNA from Phaedon cochleariae (mustard beetle), 2334 nucleotides. NCBI's taxonomy places the organism in Eukaryota, Metazoa, Arthropoda, Insecta, Coleoptera, Chrysomelidae. The record is from the annotation of a GenBank genome assembly.